This is a messenger RNA of Gossypium arboreum, 1121 nucleotides long. RefSeq lists its product as uncharacterized. The coding region runs from base 262 to 684 and encodes 140 amino acids. The transcript has 4 exons. The record is from RefSeq and is a predicted model, not a curated record. NCBI's taxonomy places the organism in Eukaryota, Viridiplantae, Streptophyta, Magnoliopsida, Malvales, Malvaceae.
ACAACGAAAUGAAACCGACCACUCAAAAUAUUAGAACAACCAGAUUCUUAUUGGACCGCCCAGCUGGUUUGUUUGUUAAUAAUUAUUGAAAUCUAGGUCAUACUAUUGGUUUUCGGCUUUUAUAACAUCCAAAACAUGGAAUAAAACUUGGUUCCACUGUUUUGUUCAAUCAAAAUCAGUGCAGAAAACAUAAGUCAACCACAAGUCCUCAUCUUCUCUUGCAACACCCUACUUUUAUUUGACCUUUUUUUUUUUUUGUUCAUGUCUCAAGGAGAAUCCAAUCCAGAUGGUAACACUCAGGCCAGCAGGUUUAUCAAUGAAUUCCCAGUGUUCACGAAUCAGAUCGACUUAUUAAUAGCAAAAUACGAGAAGUUGGUUGACACUGAAGCAACUCAGCUGGAUGAGAUCAAUAGUUUGAAAGUCAUGGUUGCGGACAAAGAUGAAAAAAUCCGCAUACACGAACAACGGUGCCGUGAGCUUCAGGAAGAGGCGAACGAAUUGAGGGCGAAUUUGGAGAAAACCAAGAAGGAACAUGAUGUGAAGGUAUCUGAGCUCGAGAAAAAGCUCAAGGCCAAGGAAGAGGAAGUAGGCAAAAUGAUCAAUAAGGUUGAGGAGACGGCUAAUUCGAUGACUUGGGGAAAAGCUAAGAAGCUUGAACUUAGGCUCGGGUCCGCAGUUGGAUGACAACCAAAAUACUCGUAGAUCAAGAUCUAGGGAUAGGUAUAUGGAAAGGCGUCGAUCUCCAAGUAGGGUGAGGCGUUUUUCAAGAUCUCCAAGAGAGAGCGAAGAUGAUUACAGAAACGAGUAAGAGCAAGUUUAUUUCAUUCAACUUUUGAUGUUAUACGAACAGUGUGUCUAUUCCCAUUUCCGACUCUUAUUUUUUAAACUUUGUUUCAAUGAUCACAUUUGUUGGAAGACUGCGGAAAACAAUGUGGCCUGGAAAACGACCAAAAUCGAGGUCUAGGGAUAGAGGCAGCAGUAGAUGAGCCCUACUGGCUAGGUGCUGCCUUCCUUUAUUGCAUUACUCUGUAUUUUACAAUGGACUUCUUUCUUAUAUAUUUCAUUUCAUGUUCUACAGUGACUAUUCACUAAUUGAUAUUUGAGAUUUGUAUUGCAAAUGA